UAGGUCCCUGAGGCAGUGUGUGUGCCUGUGGUCUCACAUGGAGGAUGAUGGACAAGAGUAAUGACCUGCACAGCUCACCAGCCAACCACCACCCCUGCCCACCUGCCCAAGCGCGAGUGGAGGAAGAUGUGGAGGGGACAGGGCUCAACACCAGGAGGACCUGGACAACCCGGGAUGGCACCUCCUCAGAGCUGCAGAGAGGGUCUCCUCUGGAUGGUGGGGAACAGCCAGCUGCCUCCACUUUCCAAGGCAGGCAAACCUUGGCCAGGAUAGUCCGUCUGGUAAUGGUGCUGAGGGACUGGGCCAGCAAGAGCUUGCACGAGGAGCAGCAAAGGCCAGAUCCCUUCCUUGAGCGCUUCCAGGGUCCUGAACUCCAGGCAGCGGCUGCAGGCGCUGGCAACUAUUUGGAAGAUGAGGAGACCGAGGAGGAAAAUAAAAAGAAGAAAUGGUACAUCUUUGUGGUGGACCCUGCAGGGGACUGGUAUUACCGUUGGCUGGCUGUCAUUGCAGUUCCUGUCCUCUAUAACUGGUGUUUGCUCGUAGCCAGGGCUUGCUUCAAUGACCUGCAAAAGACCUAUGUUGUCCUCUGGUUGGUGUUAGACUACAUCUCCGACACUAUCUACGUUGGGGACAUAGUGAUUCGCUUGCGCACAGGUUUUUUGGAACAGGGCCUCCUGGUUAAGGACCUGAAGAAGUUACGGGAUAACUACAUCCACACCUUACAGUUCAAGAUGGAUGUUCUUUCCAUUCUGCCCACUGACCUGGCAUACUUUGCUGUGGGAUUGCACUGCCCUGAAUUGCGUUUCAACAGGCUGCUGCACUUCUCCCGCAUGUUUGAGUUCUUUGAUAGGACUGAGACCAGAACCAGCCAUCCCAACAUCUUCCGCAUCAGCAACUUGGUUCUUUACAUCCUGGUCAUUAUCCACUGGAAUGCAUGCAUUUAUUUUGCCAUCUCCAAGGCCAUAGGCUUUGGAGAGGACUCCUGGGUCUAUCCCAACAUCACAGACCCUGAAUAUGGGUAUCUGACCCGGGAGUACGUUUACUGUCUCUACUGGUCUACGUUGACUUUGACUACCAUCGGUGAGACUCCUCCCCCUGUACGUGAUGAAGAGUACCUCUUUGUGAUCUUUGAUUUCCUCAUUGGUGUCCUCAUCUUUGCCACUAUUGUGGGGAAUGUGGGAUCUAUGAUAUCCAACAUGAAUGCCACCAGAGCAGAGUUCCAGGCAAAAAUUGAUGCCAUCAAACACUACAUGCAGUUCUGCAAAGUGAGCAAAGACAUGGAAACCAAAGUCAUCAAGUGGUUUGACUACCUGUGGACCAACAAGAAGGCAGUAGAUGAAAGAGAAGUCCUCAAGAAUCUCCCUGAUAAGUUAAGGGCAGAGAUUGCCAUCAACGUUCACCUGGAGACACUGAAGAAGGUGAGGAUUUUCCAGGACUGUGAGGCGGGUCUACUGGUGGAGCUGGUGCUGAAGCUUCGCCUUCAGGUGUUCAGCCCAGGGGAUUACGUCUGCCGGAAAGGAGACAUUGGGAAAGAGAUGUACAUUAUUAAGGAGGGGAAGCUGGCUGUGGUGGCAGAUGAUGGAACAACACAGUAUGCUUUGCUCACUGCAGGAGGCUGCUUUGGUGAGAUCAGCAUUCUCAACAUUAAAGGGAGCAAAAUGGGCAACAGGCGCACAGCGAACAUCCGUAGCUUGGGCUACUCUGAUCUCUUCUGCCUGUCAAAGGAAGAUCUUAUGGAAGCAGUUACAGAGUAUCCUGAUGCCAAAAAGGUCUUGGAGGACCGUGGCCGGGAGAUACUGAUCAAGGAAGGACUGCUGGAUGAGUCAGCUGCAGAGGAAAGCACGGAAGGGGAGAGUGUGGAGGAGAGGUUGGAUAGGUUGUCCUUGAACCUGGACACAUUUCAGACACGAUUUGGCCGGCUAAUGACAGAGUACAAUGAUGCUCAGAUGAAGCUCAAGCAGCGCAUCACUCUGCUGGAGUCCCAGAUGAGGCAGCAGGAUCUGGAGGACUUCUUCUCUGAUAGCUCAGGCAGUAUAUCUGAGGAUGAGGAGAAAGUUUUACCUGGUGGGAUGCAGUGGCAGGGUGCAGACGACAGCUAGGAGACGUCUGGCAUUGUGCUGAGAUUGUUUGCUAGUUCACAAGGCAGAUUCUGUGGCUGCCUUGCCAGGGGCUUCCCUCAGGUCCUUAGCAUUGCUGCUGCCACUGCCUUGAUUGCAGCUCCUGAGAUGGCUUCAAAUCAGGUGAUUGUCCUAACUCCUCCCUAGGCCUGUCCCUUUUCUCAUUGCCUUGAUCUGAGACUUUGGACUUGGAUCACUAAAAAGGGGAGAAUGGCCAAUGCCACUGCUGACGUUUCCUUCCAGCUUCUGCAAAAGGUCUAUGACCAUCACACCUCCUUCCUCCUCUUUGCCUUAAUAGAAGGUGGGGCAUGAACCUUGCAUGGAGGGGUGCCUCAAUGUGCUGAUGAGGAGAUGCAGAGUUACAGUGGACAGAGCCUGCUGUGCGCUACCUACCCAUCCACAAAGGGGCCAAGAAAGACAUAGGCUUUGGAAGAUUCCUUGCAGAUAACAAAACCACCCCAACAAAACAGACCAGAACACAAGCCAGAUAUUUACAAGUGCAUUUUGGGUUCAGCCCUUAGGUAAACAGUCUCCACUGAGUGUCUGCAGGUACCCAGUCUUCACCAAGAGAUUCCUUACCUGCAAGAUACCAAAACUCAAACAAAGAUAGCCCAAUCUGUGCCUCUUAAGUCUGCAAACAGAGUCUUGUCUGGGUCACUGUCACUACCUAGGCCAUUUCUAGCACCCACACUGAGGUUGGAUAUCUAGCUGGAAGGUGAGGCAGCUGCCAUCCUCCUGCAUGCCUCUCUUUUUCCUUCUGCUAUAUUUGGUGUUGUCAAAUGUCACCUGGCGUGGGUGGCUUGGUACCCCGAAAGCUUCACCUUCCAGGGGAAUGGUGUAUCCAAGCUCUCCCACUGCAGCCAGUGUGAUUUCCACUUGGCUAGGACUGUCUGGGAUGACAAGUACAGAGCAGAGGUAAAGACUGCAGCUCAUUGGCCUGACAGUCUCGGUGCUGAAGGGAGAUGGUAACUGUCUCUCUCCACUAUCUAAUGACGGCCAGAUGUGCCAGGAAGAGUUUGAGUGAAAUGACAUGUUUUUAAGGAACAAAGCAGUGGUGGGGCCCAACUGUGCCUGUAUUUGCUUUGCAGUGGGUAGCUCAGAGAGAGCGCAAAACACAUUUCUUUUCUUAGGCAGGAGGUUUUCUUGUACUCAGUAGGAGCUUUGGGGCUUUGCAGCAUUUGCCUUCUGGCGCAGAAAUGAGUGGCAGAGCCAUGGGGGACGCGUGUGAGGGUGUAAAUGUGGCACCAUCGCAUGUGCUGGCAAAGCUCUGCCAGGCUGUGCCGCAGCCCUGUGAGUUCCACGAUGCAAACAGCUUGUUGAUGAGGGGUGCAGCGCAGGAAGGACCACAAACCCCUGCAAGAAACAGCAACCUUUGCACAAGCAGUAAUGCCACCCAUACCUGAUGGUACCGUGCAGGUGCUGGGACUAGAGGAGGCAACUUCAUUUCUUGCUUCUGGUGCGUAGCUUGCCCUGACCCAUGUGUAAGUCCCUGGGACCUUCUGCUCCUGCCCACUGGGACUGCAAGGUAGGCUGGGCUGGUUUCCAAAGCAGCAAAUAUUUGGUAGACCAGGGAAUUUUUGAGGAAUUAAUGCUCUGGGUCAAAUUCAGCCAAGAGUCUGGCUAAAUUAAUAGGAUGACACAUGGGGAGGUAUCAACCCAGAAAGGCUCAUGGUGGAAAAUUGAGGUUAUUUACUUUGUCUUUUCUUUUCCCUCAACGUAAGACUGCCUCUUUUAAUUUUGUAGGAGAGUUUUCUGUUUAAAAAUAAUGGCCUUGCUUUUGGGGAUUGGUGGGGGAGGAAAGGCUGGAUUACCAAAAUUAGGAUUAGGCAUAAGAUAAAAAGGUUUUUGUCAUCUCCAAAUUAAAUUGGAGGGUUUCUGUACUUUUUAAAAAAUUAUGUGUGCGUGUACAUACGCUUAUUUUUCAUCACUAAGAUAAUUUUAGUUGAAGAUGAGGUGAU
Messenger RNA from Cuculus canorus (common cuckoo), 4075 nucleotides. RefSeq names its product cyclic nucleotide gated channel subunit alpha 2 (gene CNGA2). Gene Ontology annotation, cellular component: plasma membrane; intracellular cyclic nucleotide activated cation channel complex. Gene Ontology annotation, biological process: monoatomic cation transmembrane transport. NCBI's taxonomy places the organism in Eukaryota, Metazoa, Chordata, Aves, Cuculiformes, Cuculidae. Gene Ontology annotation, molecular function: cGMP binding; intracellularly cGMP-activated cation channel activity; protein-containing complex binding. Bases 45 to 2099 code for a protein of 684 amino acids. The transcript has 6 exons. The record is from RefSeq and is a predicted model, not a curated record.